This is a messenger RNA of Pseudo-nitzschia multistriata, 2706 nucleotides long. NCBI's taxonomy places the organism in Eukaryota, Bacillariophyta, Bacillariophyceae, Bacillariales, Bacillariaceae. The record is from the annotation of a GenBank genome assembly.
CAACCUGUACCAGUWCAACGGACGACGUACGAAGUAGUGGUGAAUGUCGUACCUCGUAGCUAGCUGGUACUAACGUCACUUACCCCGUACGGUAGGAAACUAACCAUAAAAAGAUUUUGUGGAGAAGAUUCGAUCCCAGAGUCUCCAAAACAAAAAACCACGAUGCGGAUGAUGAAACAAUUGAUGCGCGUGCUCCGAACCACAUUCGCGACCGCAUCUACAGCUACAGCUACAUCUGCAUCUGCAUCUGCAUCGGUAUCGUUGUCCUCACAACUUCCUUCGCAAGAGCCCUCCUCGUGGAUGCGAUGUACCCACCGCCUUCCCGUCACCAGGGGCAACCGUGGCAGCAGCAGAAGCAGCUCUAGCGGGCCUUUUUCUUCUGCCASUGGGUCGAGAASRAGUGGCACCCGCACCGCAGCACGGCAGCAAGGCCGGCACUCCCUGCUCGAYGGGAAUGCUUGCAAAGCGAGCGAUCGUGCGCGUGCGCGAUUCGGGGCCGAGCACCGAUAUCGAAAUCCUUCGUGCUGGAUCGACACGGACGUAGGCUUUGACGACUUGCUAGCGAUCGAGUGCUGCAACGGGUACUCGGAUGGCGGGAGCGRGGAACCAGGGAAAGAAACGGGAGCCGAAAAGGGAUCGGGAAACGAAACGGAUGUUUCACCCGUCGUCGGGAUUUCGACGGUCGGAACBGGAAUAAUUUCUGAUCCGCUAGAUGGGGUGGCAAUCCUCACGGGGUUGCUGAUGCCAACCGGGGGAAGAGAGAACAGCAACAACAUCGAACGUGAAGAAACGAAUGGUAGCAGCUGUGAUGCUUCUACASAUUCCGGUAGGAAUCYGGUGGCGUUUCCAAUUCUUCCGGGUCGAAAGACGAGAACCAGAACCGRGGGUCACWACGAAGCCAAUCGGGASUGCAACGCCGUCGGUGAUCCCCCUUGGCUGAGAACGGUUCGUGAUCAAAUCACGGCGUUUUGUUCUUCCGAGGGGAUUCUUCUCCCCUCGCAAAAGAAUCUAGUUUCCGACGAAACCGAAACCGAAAUCGAAACCGAAAACGCUCCAACCGACGACAGCAGCAGCAACGGUACGACCGUGACCACCUCCGACCACGGGGAGGCAACCGCUGCCGUUGUUUCGGCAGCACCCGCCAACACCGAGAACGAAAACAGCCGCGACGACAAGCACGGCGGCCACGACCAAAUCGACCUGGUGUGCCUCGGGCCGCUGACCAAUCUGGCUCGGUGGCUCGAAGAGAUGCCGGGCUUUGCGUCCGRUCGCUUGAACUCGGUGUGGAUCCUGGGCGGAAACCUCCCGGUUCCGGCCCCCGGCACGAACGAAAACACCGAAGCGGAAGGCGUCCGGGCGGAAUUCAACUUUGCGAGGGACCCGGAAGCGGUYCGUCGUGUCUUCUCUCACGAGGGAUUGCACGGCAUACCGAUCCACCUCGUCCCGCAGGAGGUUUGCGACAGGAGUGCCUUUGAAGCGUCCUUCCUUSGCCAUUACCAGCAGCAACARCAGSAAAACGCUAGAACCGGUGAUCCAACCGUUGCAAACYCAUUGCCAAAAGUUUCGGCAGCAAAGAUCAUUGAGGAUUGGUUGCAAUCAUCUUUGCUGCCGCCAGAAACGCAACAAYUACGCCAGCCGCAUGCAAGAAAAUCUGCCAGAACAACGACAAGGGAUUCCAUAGCGACUACGAGUACCGUGUCGUCAUUGCURCCGACUUGGAUUGUCCGACUGAUCCAGACAAGGACUUAUUCUGUCUACGGAGACCCCAUCUGUAUCUACGUUCGAGACAAUUGCUACGAGURYAKCUCCACCUCACACCCAAACAACAAAGCUGUCGGCGCGAAAACGAAUGGCGACUGUGAAAGCAAUAKUGAGGGGGGAAAUGGUUUUGCUGAACGAAGACCACCGAAGAUUCGGUGGAAAGAAUAYUCAACGAARCGAACUUGCGACAACGCCAAGGACGUAAUUAAAGUCGAUUCUGACGGUAGACUGGUGUUUUGGGACGCCCAUGAUUCCAAUUGGAAAGAAGCAGAUGGUUCUGUUCCAUUCACUACGAACACAGCCGACAGCGUCGAUGGCAAUUUCAAUGACCAGCAAUCCAUCCUCCAGAGUCCUACCGACGAAGAAGCAUCGUCGUCGGAGCACGGCGGCGGCAGUGACGAGUCUAUCACCAUUCGUGUGGCACACGAGGUAGAGCUUGGGCCUAUCUAUCUCGAUUGGCUGACAAAAGCGUUGACAUCCUCGGCACCCGAGGACGCCUAGUUACMUAAUUCGGCAAACCCAGAAAGGUACUUGUGUGGUGYGCUCUCCGGGGGAAUUGGCAGAAGAAACCAAGGRCUGAUUCACGGGAAUCAACAAUCCUCCCUUGGUCGCGUUGUUACCCGGGGCGGGAGGUUCCACAAACUGUUUGGUUUGAGGUGUUCGUUGUGAACUACGAAGUAMUGAGCUUCAAACGCGGUACAUUGAUCUCUGCCCCGAGAUGAAUGAUACCUUGYGCUCARAUCGUGGCGCAAGGUGGUACAASCAGCAAUAUAGAAWGCKACSUCAUYGGUCAAAUGAAGUACGAWRAUACGACAGCUGUUGGAUCUCGACGACCCUUGUGUGUCGGAGGCUGUGAACRGAACAGAAGRCUUGGGUUUGAGCAAAAGAGUUUGCUAGUAUUCAAACAWGGAUCCUUGCGGGGCGAAAUAAGCUUCCAGCGGUGAC